CUGAAGACAUCUUCUCGGCUUGUUAGGAAACCGAGUAGCGCUUCUGCUUAGCGGGUUGUUUCUUAGUUUUUGUCGCUGAAGAGUGAGACUCUGGGUCAGUGCAGAACACCUAGCAUGCUAACAUUAGCCGAGUGACUUCAACGUUUUUGAGACGAGGCGACUCUUUAAGCACAGAGCGAACUUUACGCCCUGCUGAGAUGGUGUUUGACCUUUGAGACCUGCAGCAUCCCUGCCUCCAGGCUGGAAAACAAAGCAGGACAAGAGGUGUAAUGUCAGCUGAGCCCCCCCUGCUGCUGCUGCUCAUCUGUUGAUCCUCCCCGCCAUGGCCCUGGGAGACAACCCUCACCUCCUCCUGGGCCGGAUCCGCUUCUUGAACAGGUGCAUCGAGAGUUUCAGGAAGAGUCAGCCGGUCCCUGAGAGUCUGUGUUAUGUGCCCAAGGAGGUGUGCUACAAAAUCUGCAAGGAUUCCUCCUCCAGCUCGUCUGCCUCCGCCGGAGCCUCUGCAGGAGGAUCCACGGUGGGGAAAACCCUCCUGUCCAUCUUUGAAAGUCCUCAUCAGGUUCCUCACAACAAGAAGGCAUGCAAGUACAGCGUGGAGCCGAAGAAAGGGACCUGCAUCAGGACCACGGGGGAGGAAUACUGCAAUAGCCAGGGUCUCUGGGUCAAAAUGAACAAGGAGCAGCUGGAGGAGCUGCGGCCCGGCCAGGAGCUGGAGGAGGGCUGGAUCCUGGUGUGUAAGCACACGGAGGGAGGCGACAGGCUGGUCCCCGUGGAGUCACCGGAGACCAUGAGCAGGCAGCAGCAGCUCUUCGGCUACGACCACAAAGCCUGCUGCCGGUGGGAGCAGGUGGUGGACAUGGAGAACGCGCUCUACAUCGGCUCUAAACCCAAAAUGGCCGAGCGCGACUCCGUGGCCGUCCAGAAGCUGAGGUACGUUCCUCCCACCUGGACGUACGAAUGCGACGAGGACCUGGUGCACUACUUCUACGACCACAUAGGGAAGGAGGACGAGAACCUGGGGAGCGUGAAGCAGUGCGUCACCAGCAUCGACGUGUCUUCCAGUUCGGAGGAUCCCAGCGGGGGGGUGAACUGUCUGACUGAUGGUGACACUGAAACCUACUGGGAGAGCGACGGCAUGCAGGGGCAGCACUGGAUCCGCCUGCACAUGAAGAGAGGCACCGUGGUCAAUAAGCUGAUAUUGACCGUGGACUCAACGGACGACAACUACAUGCCCAAGAGAGUGACGGUUUACGGAGGAGAAGGAGACAAUCUGAAGAAGCUGAGCGACGUCACCAUAGACGACAAUCUGAUUGGAGAGGUGUGUGUUCUGGAGGAUAUGACUUCUCAUCUCCCUGUUAUUGAAGUUCGAAUCGAGGAAUGUCGAGAUGAGGGGAUAGACGUCCGAAUACGGGGCUUAAAGAUCAAGUCGUCGUGUGAGAGGGAUCUGGGUCUGAACGCGGAUGUUUUUCAUUCCUCCAAUCUGGUGCGUUACCCCCGUCUGCAGGGCACGCCGCCGGACGUCCUGUACCGCAGAGCGUUGGUAAUCCAGAGGUUCAUCAGCCUCCUGGACAGCGUACUGCCCCACCUGGUGCCAGCCUGGGAUUACAGCCUGGGGACGUUUAACCAGCUCAAAAGCAUAAAGCAGUUCCUGCUGCUGUCCAAGCGGCGCUCCGCCCUCAUCAUUCAGUGCCUGAAGGACUCGGAGACCAGCAAGCCUAACUUCAUGCCUCGCCUCUACAUCAACAGACGUCUGGCCAUGGAGCAUCGGGACAACCCGUCUCUGGACCCCAGCUGCAAGAACGCCGUCUUCAGUCAGGUGUAUGAGGGUCUGAAGCCAUCUGACAAACACGAAAAGACUUUAGAUUAUAGAUGGCCGGCCCGCUACGACCAGUGGUGGGAGUGCAAGUUCAUCGCCGAGGGAAUCAUCGACCAAGGGGGAGGAUUCAGGGACAGCCUGGCGGACAUGUCGGAGGAGCUUUGCCCCAGCUCAGCAGAGUGUCCCAUGCCUUUGCCGUUCUUCACGCGGACGUCCAACGAGGGAGACUUUGAGGCCCGUGACUACUACGUGCCCAACCCGUCCUGUAAAGACUUCCAUAAAUACGAGUGGAUCGGUCAGCUGAUGGGCGCCGCUCUCCGGGGGAAAGACUUCCUGGUGUUGGCUCUGCCUGGCCUGGUCUGGAAGCAGCUAACAGGGGAGGCCGUCAGCUGGAGCAAAGACUUCCCAGCUGUGGACUCGGUGCUGGUCAACUUGCUGGAGGCCAUGGAGAACAUGGACAAGGAGACGUUUGAGUUCCGGUUCGGGGAGGAGCUUUUCUACGCCACGCCGCUGACUGACGGUCAGAUGAUGGACCUCAUCCCAGGUGGCAGCAACGUCCCGGUUCGAUACGAGGACCACAAGGAGUUCAUCCGCCUGGUGCAGAAAGUUCGUCUGGAGGAGAGCAAGCAGCAGAUCGCAGCCAUGCAGGCAGGGCUGCUGAAGGUGGUUCCUCAGGCCGUACUAGACCUCCUUACGUGGCAGGAGGUGGAAAAGAAAGUGUGUGGAGACCCGGAGAUCACUGUGGAAGCCCUGAAACGACUUACUCGCUACGAUGACCUGGAACAAAGUGACGUCAGAGUGCAGUACCUAUGGGAGGCGCUGACAAACUUCACCAACGAGGAUCGCAGCAGGUUUCUGAGGUUUGUAACGGGCAGAAGUCGUCUCCCUGCACCAAUUUACGUCUUCCCUGACAAACAAGGGUCUGACACAACUGACGCACUUCCACAGUCGUCCACGUGUUCCAGCACCCUCUAUCUACCCAACUAUCCAAGUGCCAAGGUUUGUGAGGAAAAGCUGCGUUACGCCGCCUACAACUGCGUGGCCAUCGACACCGACAUGAGCCCCUGGGAGGAGUGA
This is a messenger RNA of Fundulus heteroclitus (mummichog), 2893 nucleotides long. It is a transcript of the gene hectd3, whose product is annotated as HECT domain containing 3. Bases 323 to 2893 code for a protein of 856 amino acids. The transcript is spliced from 20 exons. The record is from RefSeq and is a predicted model, not a curated record. Gene Ontology annotation, molecular function: ubiquitin-protein transferase activity. NCBI's taxonomy places the organism in Eukaryota, Metazoa, Chordata, Actinopteri, Cyprinodontiformes, Fundulidae.